AUGGCCGAUGCGCAGCCGCAAUGUCGGCUGAUGAAUCUUCCGGUGGAUGUCCAUCAGAUGAUCGUAAAGUCUUUGGAUCUGCCAGAUAUUCUAUUUCCUCCAGCAUACCGACAAGACCGCAUCAAUGGUAUUCCGUCGGGCGAGAAUAAUUUCGACGGCCAGCAUGCAAAGUACUACGGCACUGAUCGCAACAAUGAGGACCACCCAGGCGCCUACGCCCUUUUGUAUUGGAGCUCGACUUGCCGCUUCUAUCGACGGCAUUUUGAAGCUCGCAUUCUUCGCCAUGUGGUACUUCGAACUCAUCUGAAAUCGAUCGAAUCAAUAGAAACUCUCUCUCGAACACCACGUUGGCAACAUGCAAAGAAUUUGAUUGUAUGCACUACCCUUGCGACAUUGAGUCAUGGCGACAGAGACGUAUACGCGGAACUGUCUCGUGAUAUUGAAUACGAAGAGGACGACGUGUUAUCAUACUGGCCCGACUUUCCGCUGUCCCGUCUCUCUGCUCUCUUAUCGAACCUGCCGCCCAACUUGGAGGCGCUCACCCUCAAUUUCCCCUGGCACUGGAUCGACCAGGUGGACAGCUGCAUGGAAUUCAGUGCGACAGGGGAUUUUGGGUGCAUGAUCCUUGUUAUUCUACGCGCUAUAUGCCAGAACAACCUCGCAGACAAGGCCAGUUUCACACUAAAACUGGUCAAUCUUCCAAAAGGGAACUGCCAGAUCUCAUUGGCUCAUUGGAACAAUGGAGCAGGCUGGGAGCAGAACAAGGUCAUGGACAUGGAGAGCUUCACCAGAAGCCUGGGGCCAACUUUUAUCCAGCACUUGACAAACGUCGAAACACUCGAGCUUCAGGCCAACUAUUCUUGCCCUAUUGGUCUGGCUCCGGGGUGUGGCCAUCUCGACUUUCCCCGGCUCUCUGAUGGUCUUCGGUUCUAUUACCUUCGAAAGCUCACGCUCGACCACUUCUUCAUCGACGAUCCGCUGAUGGCAUUCGUGACCACGCAAAGCCCCAAUCUGGAGCAUUUGACACUGCUCAGCUGUGGUGCCAGUGGCCCCAAUACUUCGUCCGAAGUGGCCGAUCCGCCGACAUGGGCCGAAUUCUUCAGGCACCUCAAUACAGGCGCCACGAACCUACGGUCCCUGUCACUGCGACAUACAUACCCCAACAGUCGUUUGCUUGACGUGGACGCACAAGGCCAAAAGUCCGACGACAUCAAAUUAGCCUGUGUUGCACUGGAACACCAGGCCUCGCAGCAGCACAUUACCAGCGAAAGAGACUGGGCGCGUCGGAAACAGGUCCUGCCCCACCACAUCCUCGAUGAUAAAUAUGGCAUCUUCUUCGACGACGAAGACGAGAACGCGGUGCGCUUCUUGCAGGGAGACGACCACUGCGCUUUGUUGGAGCUGUGGGAUGCCAUGGAGUCAAGAGGCGGCGAGGGCGUCAUCUACCUCCCUCACCUCACCCCUCCACAAGAUUGA
Molecule: messenger RNA, 1476 nt
Organism: Fonsecaea nubica
Lineage: Eukaryota; Fungi; Ascomycota; Eurotiomycetes; Chaetothyriales; Herpotrichiellaceae
Exons: 3
Coding region: 1-1476 (491 amino acids)
Source: RefSeq, a predicted model, not a curated record